AAACUGGGCAAAAUUUCUCAGUUCAGAUAGAUAUUCGUGCAUAUCCGAACGUAAACUGCCCAAACCGGAUGGUACCUACACUGGGCAAUGGGCUCAGCAUCACCUAGUACCUACCUGAGAAAAGAGACCGUAUACCGUAGGUAGCUCACAAGAGUCAGCCUAUAGAACUUGAAGCUCAAACUGAAGCUCAACCAGAAGUGCAAGCUAGCGUCCUCCCUGCAUGAACACAGUCAAAACUUGAAAGUUCAAUGGGUUCCCUGGAAACUGUCCAAGACGGACUCCUGGAUCUCAUUUUGAGCAAGGUGCCCAGGCGGUAUUGGCAGUGCAUCCAAGAUCUAUGGCCAGAGUCAUUCGGGCCUGGGCUUGGUUUAUCAACGGUGGAAGGAGUGGGUCAAAGAGCAGGAUGGUAAAGAACGCCUAGACACUCAGCCAAAGGAAAGGCUGAUGAUUCUUUGCUAUUUCAAUCUUUUCCCUGGCCGACUUAUGGCAGCGGAGGGGUUCUUGAGCAAAGACAGGUCCACACUAACCAUCAAAAUCCUUCCACACGGUGUAAAGGAAUGCUUUGCCAGAUUCUAUUUUCCUAAUUGCGCUCCUGUAUUUAGGGAUGAUCAGAUGGAACUGCUGCUGAGUGGAAACCUGGACAUGUCGGACAGUCGCAUUGAGUAUGAGAGGUGGGCGACUGACUUGCGUAGAACCGACAAUUGGGGAGACGAGAGAAUGAGUCGCAGAGGUGAGCAGGUUGAAGAGCAAGAUGGCGGCGCAGGUUUUGGCCUGGGGCGGUACGAUAUCAUCAACCUCAGGACACGCUGGCGGGGGGAAGCGACACCCCGGGGGUGGGCAUUGCAACCGAGGGGAAAGCGGGAAACGAUAGCCUUCCUUUCGGACGACUCAAGUCUUCUGCUAGACCAACCACUGGUUGACCUUCUAGACUCUCUGACGCACUUCAGAGACACGCACAUCAGGCAAACAAACGCCAACCACCAGCUGAGCGAGCACACCUCUGCCGCUUUGGACCUUUCAGGACUCGCGCGCUGGCUGUAA
Klebsormidium nitens is the source of this 1041-nucleotide messenger RNA. Lineage: Eukaryota; Viridiplantae; Streptophyta; Klebsormidiophyceae; Klebsormidiales; Klebsormidiaceae. The record is from the annotation of a GenBank genome assembly.